Oreochromis niloticus (Nile tilapia) is the source of this 2531-nucleotide messenger RNA. RefSeq names its product ENHANCER OF AG-4 protein 2. The record is from RefSeq and is a predicted model, not a curated record. Bases 1015 to 1791 code for a protein of 258 amino acids. NCBI's taxonomy places the organism in Eukaryota, Metazoa, Chordata, Actinopteri, Cichliformes, Cichlidae. The transcript has 5 exons.
ACUAACCCAGCGGUCUAACCUGUGCUGUGCACUGAAGGUCUGUGGUGAGUGAGCUCAUGUGGUUUUCAGACAGCAAAUGCACGGGCACGCUCUAUUUCACAGCUGCAGAGGAGAAGACUGACAUCAGGUUCAGCCUGACUGUCACAGCUGUGGAAUAUCAGUGACAUAAGUAGCACACCUGAAAUAAAGUCUUAAUCUUCUUUUGAAGCUUUUCUUCAGCUUUGCUCAUCAAAAUAAUAAAUAAAAGUUUGUUCUCUGUAUGUUCUGAGGCUAAAUGACAGAAAAUGAAUAAUGAAUAACCCAUGAAGUUUAUUGUUUUCGUAAGCUUUUGGUGAACCUAUGAUAGGUGCUAAUACCUUCCAGUCCAGUGUGUCCUCUGAAAUACUUCUUAAAACCUUAAGUUGAGUCAGUAACACCUGGACAGCUGUGACUAAUGAAACCUUUAAACGUGCAAAUGACUGACAGUCACAUCACAGUAAUUCUGUUGAUGAAUGAAAUCUGGUGCAGCAGAAAUGUUGUAUCCAUUAUUAUAUUCAAAGAAUCUUAUUUAAGAGUCUGAAAACAUGGUGGUAGAUGCUUCCAUAGUGGAACAAGGUUUCAAAACUCUAUUUGGACUACACUGAUUCUACACAUGCAGUUUAUACGAGUAUGUCCUGUUGAUCACUGAGAUUAAAGUUGGUAAAGGUUAUGAUUCAUAAUAAGUACCUGGAUGCAGAGUCACAUGACUUGGUUUUCUGUUUCACUUUGUUGAGUAGAAAUCUUUGCUUUUCUUUAGUUAACUGCUGGAAAACCAGACUCAGUCAAAGAAUCAGGAUAGUGUCCAACCCCGAGAUCUGUGUGACACCAACAGAAACAAUCAUACAUAUGUGAGUCCACCUUUAGUGUCACACCAACACUGCACACUGCGUUUUCUUGUGGUUUAGAUGCAAUGUAUAAAAAGAGCUCACACCAGAGACCUACAUAUAUGACCACAGAGUUCCUGCUGUCGGCCUGAUCAUUUCCGUCCAUCCUGACAUGAGGGCGAACAUCAUCUGCAGUCUUUUUGUCUUCAUUCUUGGCUCUAAUAUCACUAAAGGUUUCAUCCAUGAAACCGUUCAGGAGAAUCAGCAGGUCAUUCUGAGCUGCCGUCGCUCUGUAAGGGGCAAAGUGACGUGGAGCAGAGAGAGUGCUGGAAGGCGGGUCGAUGUACUUACAGCUUAUGGUUCCUGGAACACAAAACACGAUGAUCGAUUUAGACAUUACAGUGUGUUUGCAGACAAGUCACUGUACAUUCAGAGAGCUGCUGUCUCAGACUCGGGGAGAUACUUCUGUAAUAAUGAAGCAGCUGUGGAGCUGACCGUGAUCCCAUCAGCUGGAAGGAAAAAGGCACCUCCACCACCUCCACCUCCACCACCUCCACCACCCCCACCUCCACCUCCACCAUCCACACCUCCACCAUCCACCCCACCCCCACCUCCACCAUCCACACCUCCACCACCCCCAACUCCAACACCCCCAACUCCACCCCCACCUCCACGUCCACCACCCCCAUCUCCACCUCCACCUCCAGCUCCACCACUCCUACCAACCGAAUGGACAGCAACACUGGUAACACUGGUAACAACAACAGCAGAAUUGCCACCACCAGCAGAGGAAAACGCAGCUGCUGAUCACCUGUGGCACAUGACUGUCCGUACACUGAUUGGACUGCUCUGCUUAACCAUCAUGAUCAGCAUCACUGCUGUUACCUGGAGGAAAGCUCGACGGAUAGAGAAACAGAAGAGAGACACAGGAGCAGAAACCGGCCUCUGAUCCUCCAUCACGCAGAAACAAGAGCGGUACAGACUGAACUGGGAUCAGUUCAUCGUCAUCCAGUCACACAGCUAACAGCCAUCCUGAACCUCAGAGUGACAACAGAUUGUUCAGCAUGUGAUCCAAACCUUCAGUGACCUUUGUCUCUCUCUCUUAUGUGUUGCAGACUAAACUGAGGUUAAACUGGACAAAAAAAGGAAAUUCAGUUAAUUAAAACUUAAAAGUAACAUAUUAAAGUACAUGUAAAGUAUUUGCUGCCCUCUCAAUGUCCUGCAGCUCAACAAUUUGAGUCCAUUUUUGAUUUGAUUUGUUUGAGUAGAUGUUGUUUGAGUAAAAAAGUAAACUUACUUUACUUUAGUUCAUUCUGCUGACAGGGGGCACGAAACUAGACAAACAAAUUCAAUAAUCAAAUAAAUUGCUGGAUAGUGUAGUGGUAAGACUACACACCUCGGGAGUUGGGGUCGCAAGUUCUUUCCCAGUAAGGGUCCUGGCUAGACCCCACCAUGCUAAAAAUCAGCCCUGGAGUAGUGCGGCUAUGUCUGCAGCCUGUCCGCAGUUCAGGACACAAGUAUUUCACUGUAUGUUGUACUGUGUAUGUGACAAACAAAAUUUGUAUUUGUAAACUAAUGGUUUCAUAUUUGUAUUGACCACAGCAGCCACAGAAACAAUAAGAAAACAAGGCUACAGCCCACCUGCUGUCACAACAGGACACAGUGUCCACUCUGACCUAUGGUAUGCAA